Staurois parvus is the source of this 3301-nucleotide messenger RNA. The record is from the annotation of a GenBank genome assembly. NCBI's taxonomy places the organism in Eukaryota, Metazoa, Chordata, Amphibia, Anura, Ranidae.
GUUUCCAAACCUGCGACCCCAACCACUCCUGUGACCCAGGCACCCACCCCUCCACAGACCCGCACCCCACCUGCCCGUACCCCUGCUAUUACUCAAGCUCCAAUUACAUACUCGCCUGCUGUCACUCAGGAAAUGGUGGUGCCCACGACAAUACCACCCCCUGCUGUUCAGCCUGUUCAGAGCCAUGCACCUGUCAUCUCGACUACCACCCAGCCGCCCGUAAAGAAAGGGGUGAAGAGGAAAGCAGAUACCACGACCCCCACAGCCCAUGACCCCCUCCAUGAAUCCUCUCCCCUACCCAGUGAUUCAAAGCCCGCUAGACCUUUACCAAAACGGGAGAGUGGUCGCCAGCCUCGGCCAGCAAAGAAAACCGAGGUUCCAGACUCUCAACUUCCUGCACCUCCUGUUCUGCACACCCCAAUCAUUGCCCCACCUGUCCAGGCAAACAGCAACACCAAGAUCUCUGAACAGUUGCUCUACUGUACCGGCAUUGUCCGUGAAAUGUUUGCUAAGAAACACACCUCGUAUGCUUGGCCUUUUUAUAAACCUGUAGAUGUAGAAGCUCUUGGACUGCAUGACUACUGCGAAAUUAUCAAGCAUCCAAUGGACCUGAGCACCAUUAAGAUCAAGCUGGAGAAUAAGGAUUAUCGAGAUGCCCAGGACUUUGCCUCUGAUGUGCGGCUUAUGUUUUCUAACUGUUACAAGUACAACCCUCCAGACCAUGAGGUGGUGGCUAUGGCACGCAAACUGCAGGAUGUGUUUGAAAUGCGAUUAGCCAAGAUGCCAGAUGAGCCAGAAGAGGCACCAGCUCCAGCACCGUCACCCACCCCUUGUCCUCCUGCCCCUUCUGUAAAAGGUCCUCCUCACAGCUCCAGUGAUAGCAGCAGUGACAGCUCUUCUGACAGUGAGAGCAGUUCUGACAGUGAGGAAGAGAGAGCACAGAGAUUAGCAGAGCUUCAGGAGCAGUUAAAAGCUGUGCAUGAACAAUUAGCAGCCCUAUCUCAGCCUCAGCCAAACAAACCAAAGAAGAAGGAACGAGAAAAAGCGGAAGGAAAAGCACAAAAGGAAAGAGGAGGUUGAGGAAUCUCGCAAGAACAGAUCCCGGGAACCUCCAGCUAAGAAACCCAAGAAAAGUGUUCAAGGACCAGUGGGAACUCCCAGCAUUAAAAAAGAAGCCGCUCCCCCAGUGUCACGCCCAGCACGACCUGCACCUCCACCUGCACCUUGUGAGUCUUCAGAAGAAGAAUCGCAGAGAUGUCGACCGAUGUCUUAUGAGGAAAAGAGACAAUUAAGUCUGGACAUUAAUAAACUCCCAGGAGAAAAACUGGGCAGAGUAGUACACAUCAUCCAGUCCAGGGAGCCAUCGCUCAAGAACUCUAACCCAGACGAGAUUGAAAUAGACUUUGAGACCCUUAAACCGUCCACACUGAGAGAGCUGGAAAGAUAUGUCACCUCUUGCCUAAGAAAAAAAAGGAAACCACAAGAUAAAGUUGAAGCGCCCACAUCCGGUUCUGGUAAGGGGAAAGGUUUCUCCUCUUCUGAGUCUGAAAGUUCAAGUGAAUCCAGCACCUCGGACAGUGAGGAGUCAGACCCAGAAACAACACAUAAACAGAAGAAAAAGAGUCACUCAGGGAGAGAGUCUAGAAAGCAUCACCAUCAACCCCAUCCUCCGCAGCAGCCUCUUGCCCCACCAGCUAAUGCCCAUAAGCCAUCUUCCCCAACCCCUCCUCCCUCCUAUGCCCCGCCUCCCAGCUUGGACACGUCUCACCCAUCUCUCCAUCCUCUUCAUCCUGCUAAUGUUUUUGAAGCCGUUAAUGCUCACUAUGGGCAGGCUGGUCUGCAGCUACCACCACCAGAUCUUCCAUCACACCUCACAGGUGGUCAGCCAGAGCGGUGUUCCCCACCUCAUCUAAACCAACAUGCCCUUGUUAGUCCUCCAGCCCUGCAUAAUGCCAUGCCACAGCAACCUUCUCGCCCUUCAAAUCGUGCAGCUGCCCUCCCUCCCAAACCUGUACGACCACCAUCUUCCUCACCACCCCCAGUACAAACGCAUCACCAACCACCUCCUCAUUCUCUCCAUCAUCAUUCACAACCGCCUCAUGCCCUGCUAGAGGAUGAUGGCUCAUCGUCACCAAGUAGUGGUCUCCCUCCUUCUCCUGUUCAGCUUGGUCCUGCGCAGAUGGCCCUUUACCUGCAGCAGUUACAGAAAUCUUCUUCUGUGCAAUCUUCUGUGCAAUCUCCUCUUCAGCCACUCCUCCCUUCUGUCAAAGUGCAGAACCAAGCACCAUUGACUGCUGCUUCCCAGUCUUUGCGGCACCUGCAAAACCUGCCUUACCCUUCUCCUUCCUCUGUUAGCACUGCUCCUCCCCCUGCUCCUACCUCCUCCCAUGUACAUCAGUUGCAGACACCACCUACAGCUUCCCAGCAACAGCCAGCAGUGCAGGCUCCACCCCCUCCACAGCAGCCGCAUCCUACUCUGCAAAGUACAAUGACCGCUCCCCACCAACAGCUUGUGCAGCACCAGCAGUCUAAGCCACAGCAAGUAAUCCAACACCACCAUCCCUCACCACGACAACAGAAACCAGAGCCAUACUCUGGAGGUCACUUGCGGGAGGCCCCAUCUCCUCUCCUUCAUUCAUCUCAGGUUCCUCCAUUUGCAGGCCUUUCACAUCCUUCGUCACCGCAGGCCGUACAGUCUAAAAAGCAGGAAAUGAGAGGGUCAUCUGUGUUGCAGCCUCAGCCGCUAGUAGUGAAGGAAGAUAAACGCCACUCACCAUCUUUGCGUCCAGAAGGCUUUUCCCCUGGCAUGAGGAGUGAACCCCACAAACUUCCAGAACAGCUAAAAACUUCUAGCCAUGUUCAGCCAAGGCCAGAAAUGAAACCCAUUGAUGGAAGUCGCCCAGUGAGAGCCCCUGAAAGCAUCACAUCUCAAGGGGUACCUGAGAAAGAGAAGCAAAAGCAGGAACCUAAGACACCUGUUGCCCCCAAAAAGGACCUAAAAAUUAAAAAACAUGGGCUCUUGGGCAAGCCUAGUACAGAAGACCCCGGUCACCCCAACUGCACCAGGGAAGUCAUCCAGUGAUAGCUUUGAGCUUUUCAGACGUGCAGCGGGGAGAAGGAGGAGCGAGAGAGGGCGCUAAAACUGCAGGCAGAGCAUGCAGAAAGAAUGCGAAGGGAGCAGGAGAGGAUGAGGUCUCGAGAAGAAGAUGAUGCUCAGGAGCAGGCAAGGAAAGCUCAUGAAGAGGCUCGUAGGAGGCAGGAGCAGCAGCAGCAGCAGCAGCAGCAGCAACAACAACAACAA